Fusarium sp. VM40 is the source of this 1665-nucleotide messenger RNA. NCBI's taxonomy places the organism in Eukaryota, Fungi, Ascomycota, Sordariomycetes, Hypocreales, Nectriaceae. The record is from the annotation of a GenBank genome assembly.
AUGAGGCACUGGGGGUGUAGAUUCUGCGUCGCCUCGCUAGUAGGAGCAUUUUGGACCUUGGGUAUUGGGGCAGCCGACUAUAAAAGACACGAUGGCGUCCAUCGGAUAGAGAAGGAGGCGCAAAUCACAAAGGCCGCUGGUCUUGCUCGACGAGCCGAAGAACAAUGCGCUACGAGCAUGAAGUUAUGCCCCGCGAGCCUUAAUGGAGGAUGCUGCCCUGAAAACUACGACUGUGCCAAAGAGAGCUGUCAAGCGACGACAAAGGGGCCUUCAACAUGUGGCACGAAGAUCGGUUGGCAUGUUUGUGAGGCUGUAUAUGGAGGAGGCUGUUGCCCUGACGGGUACCUAUGCGAAACUGCUGAUGGCUGUGUGCCACCAUCUGGAUCGCCAUACACAUACGGUUGUCGGAGCAGUCAGUUUUUGUGUCCAUCAUCGCUAAGCUACGGCUGCUGUCCCAACGGAAUGGCAUGCGGUGUGAACCAGUGCUACUCGUCCGAACCUGUGACUGUUACGAGCACCAUGGUCAUAACAACAACAAUAAGGGGGGAACGAACGACUUAUAGGACAACGGCUAUUACUGUCGAAACCCCGACGGUCCCUACAGCUCUUCCAACAGUCGACGCUGGCGAAAACAACGAUCAAGCAGUUCUGAAAUACUUCCCUUCGACAAUUCCCAAAGUCAGCCCAACGAUGUCGGCUGAUGGGGACGAUGGUAAUAAGGGAGGUCUUUCAGCCGGUGCAUUAGCUGGUAUCGUUGCUGGCUCUGUAGCCUUUUUGAUUAUUGUGUUAGUGGCAGCAUUCAUAAUCAUUCGCCAUUUGAAUAAGGUUGUUGCUGCUGUUGGAACACCAAAGACAUCCAAUGGUUCCAACUCUCACUCUCGACCUACAAGAGAGUUCAAGACGGCGGACUCGGAAGUUGAUGAACUGAGCGCCAAUCCUUUGAUGCAUCCAUCAAUGAUCCCGCCUCGGCCGACGAACCCCGGGCCAGACUCAGCGGCAACUUCACCAUUCGGCAUCGCAAGCCCUGAUCGCAGCUCCAAUGAGCCUACGCCUGGAGGAAAUGGGUACCACGCAGUAGCUGGAAGUGCCAAUACAAGCAGACACCCCAGCUUUGAUGCAAUGGGCAACAGGGACGACUACUUCAGUGCUGUGGCAGCAGGCGAUCAGCAGCGGACGAGUCAGAUUUCCAGGUUCACUGGAUCAACAAGGAACCGAUCCAGUACUGAUUCGCAUGGAACUUAUACCCAUGUCCGAAACUACAGCAAUGCCUCUGAGGGAUCUGAUGGUACUCCGGGCGUAAUGGCAGGAGCCCAUUCUACGGCGGAACUCGAAGCAACGCCAUAUAUACCAGAACUACCAAGCUCCCCAUCCUCGGUUGUAUUUCCACGGGACGAACGACGGCGAUCUUCCGGCAGUGCUGCCAGUAUACCAAACCGGCCCGCUAUUAGUCAACGCCAGUCAAGUGGCACAAGAACACGGAGUGAUUCUCAGGGUCAGAGUAACCUCAGCAUUGUCAACGAAGAAAUGCAUGGUUUCUACGGGCCAAGUGAACACCUCGUGGGUCAAACGGACUCUCACCGGCCUGGUACACGGGGAUCGAAUAACCUCAAUCGGCAGCAAGAUGUGCCCAGGGAGCAACCACGGCCGGUGGCUGAGGAACCGUAA